Molecule: messenger RNA, 3115 nt
Organism: Phragmites australis (common reed)
Lineage: Eukaryota; Viridiplantae; Streptophyta; Magnoliopsida; Poales; Poaceae
Exons: 19
Coding region: 250-2628 (792 amino acids)
Molecular function (GO): protein phosphatase regulator activity; protein phosphatase binding
Source: RefSeq, a predicted model, not a curated record
CGAAGGGAGCCAAAUAGAAAGAAAAGCGUGCUCUUUUUUCAUCCUCUCGUGUGUGCGCGUGCGCCCCCUCCCUCCCCAACCUCGCGAUCCCAAUUCGAUCUGCUCGCCUGCCCCCCGAUCCGACCCGCCCACCCGGCCGCCCAAUUCGGCCGCCGCCGCCCGGACUCGCGUGGACCCGUCCGCGGAUUCGCGCUCCCCGGCGCCACAAACUCUAGAUCCGCCGACGCAGUCACCUCCCACGCCGCCGCCAUGUUCUGGCGCAUGACCGGCCUCUCCGCGGCCUCGCCCGUGGAUACGAUUCUGGACAAAGAAAAUUUUACACUGGAGGAGCUUCUUGAUGAGGAUGAAAUUAUCCAGGAGUGCAAAGCACUGAAUUCGCGACUCAUAAACUUCUUGCGUGACAAGGCCCAGGUGGAACAAUUGCUUCGUUAUGUUGUGGAAGAAGUUCCAGAGGAUGCCGAAAAAAAGCGCUCUUUUAAGUUCCCUUUUAUUGCUUGCGAAAUAUUUACUUGCGAAAUUGACGUCAUUUUGAGGACCCUAGUAGAGGAUGAAGAGCUAAUGGACCUGCUUUUCUCAUUUGUGAAACCUGAUCAUCCGCAUAGCACAUUAUUAUCUGGUUACUUCAGUAAGGUGGUAAUAUGUUUGAUGCUGCGGAAGACUGCCCCUCUUAUGAGUUAUGUUCAGGGGCAUCCAAAGAUAGUUGUCCAGCUUGUUGACCUGAUUGGCAUCACAUCGAUAAUGGAGGUGCUGAUACGACUGAUUGGCGCUGAUGAGACCAUAUAUUCAAACUAUGGUGAUACAUUGCAGUGGUUAGAAAACACAAAUGUCCUUGAAAUGAUUGCAGAUAAGUUUAGCUCAUCGGAUUCUCCUGAGGUGCAUGCCAAUGCUGCGGAAAUUCUCUGUGCUGUGACUCGAUGUGCACCUCCGUCUCUUGCUGCCAAGAUAUGCAGCCCAAGUUUUGUUGGGAGGUUGUUCCGACACGCUCUUGAAGAAUCAAGACCCAAAUCUGUUCUGGUUCAUUCAUUGUCAGUUUGCAUAUCUUUGUUGGAUCCAAAAAGACUCGCAUCGGCUUCCUAUCAAGCAUUCAGAAGCAACUUAAGUCACGGGGCCUUGGUCACUGCCAGUCCAGAGACAGUUGAUGGUAUGCUUGAAAGUCUAGGCAACUUGCUGAAGUUAUUGGACAUUUCUGCUGCUGAAAACGUUUUGCCUACAACUUAUGGAUGUUUACGCCCACCUCUUGGAAAACAUCGUCUGAAGAUUGUAGAGUUCAUUUCUGUGUUGUUGACAAUUGGUAGUGAAACUUCUGAAAAAGAGCUAGUAAGGCAAUCAGCAAUAAAAUGCUCCAUUGAUUUGUUCUUCAAGUACCCAUAUAACAAUUUUUUGCAUCAUCAUGUUGAGAAUAUCAUUGUUUCUUGCCUGGAGGGUAAAAGAAUUGAACUAAUUGAGCAUGUUCUUAAUGAAUGUGACAUUGUUGGUAAGAUUCUUGCUGCGGAAAGAGCUUCUUCUUUGUCAACAGAGUCUAAUGGGCCUACUGUGCCCUCGGAAGAAAAAACUCCUCCAAGAAUUGGCAAUGUUGGUCACAUGACAAGAAUAGCUAAUAAGCUUAUUCAGCUAGGAAACAGUAACAACACAAUCCAGACUCACUUGCAGGAAAAUAGCGAGUGGGUUGAAUGGCAAUCGAAUGUGCUGGUCAAGCGCAAUGAGGUGGAGAAUGUUUACCAUUGGGCUUGUGGGCGCCCAACAUCACUGCAUGACCGUGGUAGGGAUAGUGACGACGACGACUUCAGAGACAGGGAUUACGAUGUGGCAGCUCUUGCUAAUAACUUGAGCCAGGCAUUCCGAUAUGGGAUAUACAGCAAUGAUGACAUUGAAGAGGCACAAGGAUCACUUGAACGGGACGAUGAGGAUGUGUAUUUCGAUGACGAGUCAGCUGAGGUGGUAAUAUCUUCCCUACGUCUGGGAGAUGACCAGGAAGGAUCCCUCUUUACAAAUUCAAAUUGGUUCACAUUUGAUGGAGAGAGAAGCAUCAAUGACCGUUUAGCUGCCUCUGUUCCUUCAUCAUCACCUAAUUCUGAGGAGACUUCUCUAGAAACUGAGGAAACUGAUGAUGGUAAAACCAUUGGCGCUGAGGAUCAAAUGGAAACAGUGUGUCUUGGAAAUGGCCCUAUUGAGGAGGCAAAAGAUGUAGCGGAAUGUACUGAACAGACAAAUUGUAGUACUGAGGAUGAGCAAUCAGAAGAUACAGAGGGGUUGGAACGGCGUCCAGAUGUUUUGAGUGGUGAUACUGAAGUAGGUACAGAUGAAGCUGCCUUUGCAGCAGCAGAAUCUUCAGCCCCAUCAGUUGAGACAGAGGCAGAGAGCGCUGCCUUCGCAGCAGCAGAGUCUUCAGUCCCAUCAGUUGAGACAGAGGCAGAGAGAACAAUAGAGGAACCGACAGCCUCAUCUGAUUUGGACAACUCGGUCUCUGAAGCCUCGCCAGACCCUGGUGUUAAUGGCAGUACGCCCACUAACUCGGAAGUGUCUUCUGAGCAAGUCACCCUUGACACUGAUGCCCAGCAACCAUUAAAGGAAGUUCCUGCUGAGGAUGUUGAUGCAACGAAAACUGAUGCAGUUAAAGCAAACGAGUGAAGUAGUAACAUGUCUGAUGGACUGAGCUGACCAGAGCAAUUAUUUGUCAGAUCCCACUGUAGACAAGCAAUCAUCUUGCUUCAUGUGGUCAGCAGCCACGGAACACUCUGAAGCAAACUGCUGUGCAAUAAGCAAGUGUAUUAUUCUGCCAUCCACUGUGGCCUAUCACUGUACAAAUGAGCACCAUUGGCCUUACGCACGCUCUCGUCUGAAACUGUCAAUUUUCUUUGAGAUUUACACCCCAGUUCAUGUGCUUUGGUGGCAGUCUUCAAUUCUUCAUGGAAUGGUAUAUGAUACCUGAGAGCAUUCUUUGGGUGGCAACUGGUUUUGGCUAUGCAGUCUUCUCUUUCUUUAGGUUAACUUUGGAACUGUAAUAUGAGAUGCGAUAGUAUUUCUAGUUUAGCAAUUGUAAUUUUUUUGUGGACUCGACAUGCGUCAGUUCAACUUGAACAUGUUCAUUUGAUAAAGAUCCCUGUUUUGUAUUCAA